Molecule: messenger RNA, 4678 nt
Organism: Corythoichthys intestinalis (scribbled pipefish)
Lineage: Eukaryota; Metazoa; Chordata; Actinopteri; Syngnathiformes; Syngnathidae
Gene: sertad2b
Product: SERTA domain containing 2b
Exons: 3
Coding region: 317-1510 (397 amino acids)
Cellular component (GO): nucleus
Molecular function (GO): transcription regulator activity
Source: RefSeq, a predicted model, not a curated record
ACUAGUUACGGUAGUUAUCCAGUGGCUGUUGACAAAAGUACAGUGCAAGGAUCUUUGUUGUUUUAAACAAGCCGUAUUCAAAAAAAGAAAAGUCAAUUUAGGUAGUAGUAGGCUACUAUUUGUCAGAGUAACCUCAUUUUCUCUGAAAAGUUCUGUCACAGACGAAGGGCAAGAAAAGAGACACAUCAUUAACUCUAGCGCCAUUGUGUGACAGAGUCUCCAGCGGUGAGGACGCUGUGUUUUUCCCCUUGUCGAGUGGACUGUUUAAAUACCCCCAUGUUUCUCUUCCAAACUCUGGUGGACCUGAAUCUGAUUUAUGUUCAGUAAAGGUGCCAAGCGAAAACUGGACGAGUAUGAAGAGGUGCUGGAAGGCAAAACGCUGGAGGCAUCGGAGGCGGGAGGAGGGCUAGGCCUGGGUCACGAGGGGUUGUCCAAGGUGUCGUACACCCUUCAGAGGCAGACCAUCUUCAACAUCUCUCUAAUGAAGCUGUACAGCCAGCGUCCGCUGAACGAACCCAGCCUGGAGCGCCGCGUGCUCAUCAACAACAUGCUGCGGCGCAUCCAGGAAGAGCUGAAGCAAGAAGGCUCCUUGCGGCCGCUGCUCCUGCCACCGUCGCCUCCGCCCGACGACCCUAUGGACGAGGGCUUCCGUGAAGCCCCACCUUCAUUCGGGGUCCUCUCCGCCGCGGUGACGGCACAGGCGGCUCCUCCUUCUGCUCUUCUGAUGCCGGCGAUCAUUCCGCCGCCUUCGCCGCACCCUUCGGCGCCUCCCGACUGCCCGCCCCCGCCGGACGCCUGCCUCACUCCGGCUUCGUUGUUGGAGGAGGACGGCGCCGAUUCCUCUUUUUGUGCUUCAUCUCCGCCCACACCUCCCCUGUCACCUCCCCCGUUACAGAGUCAGACGUCCAUCAAUGUCUCUUCGUCCAACAGCGUGAACGGCAUGGAUUUGCGUCCUCUGACAGCCAUAAGCAGGACGGCAGCAGCCAUUUCUAUGACAGUAACUACCUCCCUCGCUCCCACCCUGCUCACCCAACACCCCCACUUAGCGGCCUUGUCCCCGGCACCCUCGGGCCCUGCGAAAGACUGUAGAAGUUCAGACUCUAAAACUGAAGCAAUUUGCGUCUCGCUAGUGGAAAGCUCCGCUGCUGAGCACCGACCGAUGGACGCCCAUCCCGCAGCACCGCCAUCCGCCCCGGUAGAAAUAUACACCUCUCAUUCCCCGGCUUCCGCACCCUCCGGCUUUCUCACCGACCUGGCGCUGGACGACGUCCUGUUCGCCGACAUAGACACGUCCAUGUAUGAUUUUGAUCCCUGCGUGACGGCGGGGGCGGUCGGCACGCCGGCAAGCGCUGGCCUGGCAAAGAUCUCGCCGGUAGUGACGGCGGACGACGUCCUCAAAUCGCUGGCGUCGCCGUACAGUGGCCCCGCCCCUCAAGUUUCAGCAAAUCAGCCUUUUAAAAUUGACCUGACGGAACUCGAUCACAUCAUGGAAGUGCUGGUCGGUUCUUGACAAGCGUGCACCACCACUUUUUCUAAACCAGACACUCUCAAUCCAGACAAGAGACUGAAAUGAAUAUUUCCGACGGAUCUGGGAUUUGUUUUUCUGCUGGUCAUUUUCAUUUUUGUGCUUUUAAAGUUUGCAAUUUUAAUUUUCACUUGUCAUAUUUAUCAUGACAAGUACUACUACUACUACUACUUCAAUUAACACUGUGCAUGGACUGUCCUCCCCUUUCCAAACACAGUCAUGAAAUUCUUGGGAAGCAAAAAUACAAAUUAGUUUACAUUUCUAUUCUAGUGACGACCUCCAAGGAAUUAAUUCCCUCACUUGAACGUAAUCCCAGUUCUGAUCUUUAACACUGUCCUAAGCCUUUAUGGUGUCACAAUAAUUUUUUUAUGCUUAUUUUUGUUUUAUAUCCAAGCCUAGGAAGAUCCUUACCGGUACAUGAAUUAACAAUACAAACACACACAUACAGUCGAAUAGCGUAAAAGGAUCCAUUUUGCAUGUGUGAUUCAAGAGUUGCAAACACACAGACACAUGUGCACAUUAAAUGUGUGUCUUUUAGCAGAUGAGUGCCUUCCCCCCAAAAAUGAACACUUAUUUAAUUCUUUUAUCUAAAUUUCAGUUCUUCCUUGAUUAUAUUUACACAGUGGUACCUCUACUUACGAAAUUAAUUGAUUCUGGGAGUAGUUUCCUAACUUGAAAAUUCUGUAAGUAGAGACACGUUUUCCUUGGAAAUGCUCUAAUCCAUUCUAAUCCAAAAUUCAGACAUAAAUCUUUUAUAAUGCAUCAAAACAUGUAACAAAUACAUGUUACAAUUAAGCUAGGUUCAUACCGCAGGUCUUAAUGCACAAAACUGAUUUUUGCGUGUUUCUCCGACAUUAACUUGAUGAUCUGAAUGGGACAGGUCGCAUAAAAUUUGACCAUUCCAAAUCUGAUCUAAGUUAUUUUCGUAUGUGGUUAAAAUCGGAUCCACAUUUUUCCAGAAUGUGGCUGCGGUCUGAACUGUCAUGUCCCCCGAAUCAGAAUUCAUGCAGCAAUUAUGUCAGCAAAGAGCGAGAGGCGUGGAGGACGGCAGCGAUGUAGCUGCUCAGUAGCGUUAGCGCCUAGCUUGAACUCGGCUUUUAGGGAAGAGGUGGGCUUGACAAGUCAUAGACUUCGCUAUCAGUUGACGGGAAACAGGGCCGCUCCGUAGGGGGCCUAUUUUCAAGAAACUUAAAAUUCAAAUAUUUUCAAAACCAAAGACGCUAGCGACCUACAACCAAAACAGACACCUCCCUUAGGCAUAUAUGAGUCGUUCCCUAAUAAAAUCCUGAUUAAAGUGUUUUGUAUAUAAGUAUAACAAAACUUAAAAUGGCUAUAAAAUUCUCAGAUUUCACGCUAGAUGCACAAAAAUCAUCAAAAGCAUAGAUAAUCGCUUAUAUUUUCAGUAUCAAUCGCAAUAUUUAACAUAUCAUAAAGUUUUGUUGCCCAAAAAAGCGACUUAAUUUUUUUAUUUAUUUAGUGCAAAUCAUGCAGAAUCGUCUUAAUUUUAGUAAACAAAAGCAAAUUUUGCACUUUCUAUAUCCAAUCACAGCUUAUUUAGGUUGAAUUCCGACAUCACUAUUGUCUCAGCACGUCUUGCUGGCUAUCUGGUCCUUGUCGUUUUUAGAUUGAUAUGUUGCAUAAAAUAAAAUGUAACAUGGAAAAGCUGAUUAUUUAGUAUGGACGCAGAAAUGUCUAAAUUACUAGUUUCUUGCCCAAAAAAGGGCAGUUGGCCGAAUAUUACCUGAUUAUUUGAAUGUAAAAUUACGCUAUUGUGUAUGGAUACAAAAUCCAACAUGGUGGCCAUCACAAAACAAGGAAAUUUUAAGUUGAAAACUCUUGUAAAUAAAUGCCUAAGUCCCGAGUUUCUAUAGAUAUGACUAUAAAACAGUCGUGGUUCAAAGCAAAAAAACUGGCAGUUAUAAUUCAUUUUACGUAAAUAUUUCAAGCUAACGUAACGCACAUUUUUUCCGUUCAUUUCAUGGUUUUCAAAACGUUUCAAAGUGCAUGCUUGGUGCUGUUUUAUAUACCGUAUUGGCCCGAAUAUAAGACGGUGUUUUUUGCAUUGAAAUAAGACUGAAAAAGUAGGGGUCGUCUUACAUUUGCAGUCUAGACGUUAUACCCAUUCACGACACUAGAUGGCGCCAGAUAUCAUUGAAGCGAUGUUCUGUCAUGACAGAUCUCAGGUACUCUCAAGUUUAACCAGUUUGCAUUAUUUUAUCGCAAUGUUUUUCCUUAUUCAGAUUUGUUUCAAGACUACAGUUACAGAUAGACUUUACUUUGAUGGUUAAUGCAGUAAUUGCAAUUUUGUUUUAUCACAAUAGAUUGGUUUAUUUACAUUUCAAAAACCAGAAGCCAUUCAUUUACGAAUGUGAUUGCACUUUAGUUUACAUAUUUAAAUGGUCAGACAUUAAGAUUUGAAUGAGGCAAAAUAACAUGCUUUUCCCUCAAAUAUAUUGUUACAAUCAUUUGUUUCAGAUGUACUGUAAUUAUUUUCUGUAUAAAAAUUAAUUUGGUGUUCAAAAAGUCUUUUUUCAAACUUGAGUCUUGAAAAAGAGGGGGUCGUCUUAUAAUCAGGGCCGUCUUAUAGUCGGGCCAGUACAGUAAUAAUUAGCUUGAAUCCUCAACCAAAUCACUCUUGAGCCACUCCUGCCUGCUUGAAUGCAUUAAAACUUUCGUCAUGUUUCCACCUAAAUCCGGCGUUAGAACGCAGCGUGUGUUGGAGUUUAUCGCAGUGAAAGCUGAGUAGACGCUCUGCCUGGCCUGGCCCCCUACAGGAAGCUGUGGCGCAAUGUCUGCAAGAACUGUCUCGUCAACUGAUAGUGAAGUCUAUGCUCCAGUCAUUAAAAAUUAGGAGAUGCAAUUAUGAGAAUGCUCAGUUUUCUUUCUGUGCGCCAAAUGAGCAGUACUGUAUUUCAAUAUUUUUUUUCAAGAUUUGUGCAUGAAGACCUGCGGUAUGAACCUAACCUUAGAUUAUUGCACAAUAAACAUGAAAUCAGACUUGUGCAUGAUGUAAAAAAAAACAAGAAUACAGUAAAGAAAAAAAGUUAAUACACUCAUGUAAAGCUAUCGGAACACGAAGGGUGAAUGAAAAGGACACUUGGAUACAUACAGUGGGGAGAACAAGUAUUUGAUACACUGCCUAUGGGAAAACCC